AUGGUUGAUGGCGAAGCUUCUUUCAAGAGACCCGGGUCUGUGCCUUUUGACUGGGAGAUCCGACCCGGUGUACCCAGGACCCGAGAUCCGCAACCGCAUCAGCCCAGUCGUCUUCAACCUCCCAAGAAUCUUCCUCCUCUCCGAUUAAAACAACUUCCGCCGUCGAAUCCGCCAUCUCCGUCGCUGUCUUCUUCUUCUUCUUCCCUAUCAGACUCCAAAACCCGCCGAGUCUCUCCCUUCGCUCCUCCUACGCCUCUCAAGCCGUGUCCAGGCUCCCACUCUUCUGGACCUCCGACUCCAUAUUGGCGAUCUUCAUCAGCUCGACGACCCAGUUUCAAUUCCGGUGAUGGUUUGCGCCGGUGGCGUUUUCUCAAGUCAUUGAUUGGGUUGAAGAAGAGUAAGAGCGGCGAUUCAAAAAAGACCGGCGAGGAGUCGUCAUCGUCGGGAUCUGAAAACUUCUAUGACUUGGAGUCGACGUUUACCCCGUCGUCGGAAGGUUCUAGCCGUUCGGGUUUAUCGAGUUGGGGUUCGCCGAAAUCGUCAUUCUCUCCUCCUCCGCUUGAUUCGUCUUUGAAACGCCAGACAUCUGAUUUGGGCUUUUAUGUUAAAAAAAACCCUUUCAAUGAUUUCUCGUGA
This is a messenger RNA of Thlaspi arvense, 636 nucleotides long. Lineage: Eukaryota; Viridiplantae; Streptophyta; Magnoliopsida; Brassicales; Brassicaceae. The record is from the annotation of a GenBank genome assembly.